AAAGGAAACUUUUUAGACGGAUACCGGGUUUGUGUUUGACGCAAUAGUUCGUCUUGCUGUUGGUAAUAUUAUUAUUAUUGUAUUAGAAUUGCAAGUAACUUAGCAGUUUUAUAUUUAUAAUUUCUAUAUUUUUGCGUAUUAUGAACUUGACAUUUUAAACGAUGAAUCGUUCAGAAUCUAAAGUAAAUGAUAUAAGUAAACAGAAUGGCAAUGAUUAUUUAAACGUGAUGAUAUUGCGUCUUCAAGAAAGUGCUAAGUUAGAACCAAUUAAAGUUGCAUGUACUGUAACACCUUUAGGUAAGCCUUGGUAUUUUGGUGAAGAGUUCCACGGAAAGCUGUCAAAGGAAGAAGAAAAAAAAAUUUUAGAAGGCAAAGUUGGGCGUUAUCUUGUACGAGAGUGUCUUUCUAAUUCUCGUUCACACGAGUAUACUUUGGCGUUCAACUUUAAUAAAAAUAUACACCAUAUGAAAUUAAUUUUCAAUCCUACUACAAAUAAAUUUAAGGUCGAAACUGGCAACAAGGAAUUUUCUAAUGUGUUGGAUCUUGUAACUGACAUCUUGGAAUUACUUAGUAACUUGAAUAAGAGUUCUAUAUCUGAUAAAAAAGAACCAUACUGUAAACCACAUUCUUUUAAAAUGGUUUCAUACAAAUAUCCCAGAUGGUGUGAUAAUUGUCAUCAAUUCUUAUGGGGAUUUUUCCACCAAGGUUUAAAGUGUGAAGAUUGUGACAUGAAUGUCCAUAAAACAUGUCAAGACAAUGCUUCAUUGCCAUGCUCUAAAGUUGUUGUUUCGAAUCGUAAAAUUUCGAUAUCACCCAAUUAUGACAAGAGUUCUGAAAAGAAUCCCAGAAAUGAAACUAUCGAUAUAAAAAGACCUUAUGUUAAUGACUGUAAAUACUUUGGCCAAUGCUCAAGGUUUUUGUCAGCAUUCAAUAUACGUGAUACUUUUGUAUCUUUAGAGAACAAGUUAACAAGAUGUUUUUGUGUUAAUUGUAUUGAAAAGGCAAAUUUAGGCUCCAAAGGAAAUGAAAAAUACAAACAAUUUUUAAACUGGACUAAGUUUCAACUUAAACAGCAAAAAGAGGGCUUAAAAAGUUGGGAAGUUGGAUAUUUCCCAAUUAAACCACAAUGUAUUUCUGAUAUGUUAUCAAGUUGUUAUAAUAACCAAGUUACAGAUAAUGAAUUUGAUCUUAUUGUUGCACCGUCACUUGCAAAUACUGUAAAAGACAUGGAAAAAGAGAAUUGGUCUUACCAGUUUCGAAACACUACAUCAGACACUUUUUUAUAUGCUCAAACUGUGAUGGAGGUUCUUCUUGCUCCUAAUUCAUUUCAAGCUGUGUUUUUAUCGACCACAUUUGAUAAUGAAAGUGAACAGCAUUGGAGGAUACAAGAUAAAAAAUCAGUUUUUCCUGUAUCUGUUUUGGUUAAAAUAUUUGAUAAAGAGUGUUUGUCUUAAACAUGUAUGAAGUAAUCCUACAGUUAAUGGCCUAAACUAAAUUUACUUUUGUGCUCUUGUUUGUGGAGAUUUUAAAAACACCUUAAAAUAUUUAUCUUAAUUAUUAUUAUAUAAAAUUUUUCUUUUUGUAAAUAAUUAUUAUUAUUAAUAUAAUAAAUGUGUAAAUUAUUAUUAUAAAUACUUAUUAUUAUUUAUUAUUACUUUACUAUCGAAAUGCAUUUCUAUGCUCUCCACUAAUUCUUAAUAGUAAAUAAAUAAAGUUUUUUUAGGCCACUCACCUGUAGCAUUACUUAUGAAGCUUGUAUACAAAGUACAUGUAAUUUAUUGUAAAUGGACUUUGAUUUAAUUGAUUUAAGUGUUUCUUACUUGUUAUAUAUGUAGUAAUAGUUUUCAUAUUUAUAUACAAAUGCAAUGUAAUAUGUGUGUUAUGUACAAUACAUACAAUGUAAUAUGUGUGUUAUGUACUAUACACAUAAAUGCAAUGUAAUAUGUGUAAUAUGUGUGUUUCUUACUUGUUAUAUAUGUAGUAAUAGUUUUCAUAUUUAUAUACAAAUGCAAUGUGUGUUAAAGAGUGUGCGGAAACUGUCAAAAUGAUUUGUCACAAAAAAAUCAAACAUAGUUUAUGUUAUAAAUUUCAUGACACUUUUUAGUUUAAAUUAAAAGCCUUAGUUAAAAUGAGUUUAGAAAUAAGUUAUUGAAUCUCUAUUUUAAUUAGAAAUAAGUUAUUGAAUCUCGAUUAUUGAAAUUGAAGUAUUUGACUAAGUUUGACUAAGUAAUUAGUCAAAUGUUUAAACUUUUUCACCGCCUAACCAAGAGUAAACAGGUUUUCAUUUAAAUGUAAUUUCUCCAAAUAUAACAUUUUAUACUGAUGGCUUUUUUACUUGUUACUAAUAUUAACAUUUUUUGUGAAGUAUUUUUUUAAGAAAGGAAGGGUAGAGGGAAAUUAAUCUUUAUUUAUUAAUUUUAUAAAUGUUCAAAUGAUCUCAAAAAUG
This is a messenger RNA of Hydra vulgaris (swiftwater hydra), 2446 nucleotides long. RefSeq lists its product as uncharacterized. Gene Ontology annotation, biological process: regulation of GTPase activity. The record is from RefSeq and is a predicted model, not a curated record. NCBI's taxonomy places the organism in Eukaryota, Metazoa, Cnidaria, Hydrozoa, Anthoathecata, Hydridae. Gene Ontology annotation, molecular function: GTPase activator activity.